AUCAUCGCCAGUAUGAAAGAGCUGGUUUUCCAGAAUGUCUGGACGAGUCCCUUCAAUGAGCUGGUGUGUGAAGAGUCGGGAUACUCUGAAGCCACCAUGGCAUUCUGGCGUCUGGUCACUUACUAUCAACAGUUUCUGGUCUUCUUCCUCCUGCCUCUGCUCAUGGUGAUCUACUGCUACGUCUGCAUCACCGUCCGCGUGCUGUCCACUCGCAUGAAGGAGAAAUGUCGCGCCGUCAAGCUCAUAUUCGUCAUCAUCUUUACCUUCUUUGUCUGUUGGACCCCUUACAACGUGGUCAUCCUCCUCAAAGCCAUACAGAGCUCCGGUCCGGAUGUGGAGUGCGCCGAGUCAGACAAGCUGGACU
Molecule: messenger RNA, 364 nt
Organism: Hippocampus comes (tiger tail seahorse)
Lineage: Eukaryota; Metazoa; Chordata; Actinopteri; Syngnathiformes; Syngnathidae
Product: C-C chemokine receptor type 3-like
Exons: 1
Biological process (GO): positive regulation of cytosolic calcium ion concentration; immune response; calcium-mediated signaling
Cellular component (GO): external side of plasma membrane; membrane
Molecular function (GO): C-C chemokine receptor activity; C-C chemokine binding
Source: RefSeq, a predicted model, not a curated record